UCUCUUUUCCAGAUUUAGCCAAUUUCUUGGAGAUUCAUAUACAAAAACCCUUAAAACAGAAAGCUUGAGAGCUCAAUAAAUGUAAGAAGCACAUAACCAACCUCUCACUUUAUUCACCCUAUUCAUUUAUAACCUUCACUCAAGAAGCUUCUUUCUCUACUCAUCUUUUUGUUCAUACAGGACUCUUGAGUUUUCUGAAUAAUAUAAAAGACAAUAAACUUGAAACUUUGUUUCAAUGGAGUUUCUGUCUUUUCUUGUCUAAUCUUUUGUUUCUCCUUUUGUCUUUUACCUCUUAGCCCAAUCUUUGUUUGUUUCUUCCAUCAACCACAUAAACAAAAAGAACCUCAUCUCUAAACAAGUGUGUAUCCAAAGAUGAAAAAAUGUUGAAGCUUGUGGACAUGGAAAAGAAACUGAUAAUGCUACUGUUGCUUCUGCAACUUCUGUCCUUAAACUCUCUGUGUCUGGGACAGUCCUCAUCCAUACCAACUGCAAACAUCACUGUAAUGGGUCUUGUUUAUUGCGACGUCUGCUCUAGCAACAGUUUCUCCAAACACAGCUACUUCAUGCCCGGUGUUGAAGUGAGUGUAAUCUGCAGAUUUAAGGCAGCUUCUUCAAGAACUAGAGAGAUGCUAACGUUCUCUGCAAAUCAAACCACUGACGAGCUUGGACUCUACAAGCUAGACAUAACGUCUGUGGAAGGUGUUUCUUGUGCAGCAGAAGACGACAAAGAUUCUCUGACAGCUUCUUGUCAGGCAAGCUUGAUCAGUACCUCCUCGGAUUCGUGCAACGUUCCUGGCUACAAAACUACAACGGAUCAGGUCGUGUUUGAGUCCAAGAUGUCUAAUCUCUGUGUUUACGGAUUUAGCGCUUUGAAUUUCAGACCGUUUGAGAAGAAUAUUGACUUGUGUGGCAAGUAAUAGAAUCAUUGUUUUGCUUCUACAAGAACUCUGUUGUCUUCCUGUUCUCUGUUCUUUAUCUUUAGACUUUGUUUAUACAGUUUAUUUAUAUAUAGUGUUCGUUUGUACUAUAAACUCAACAUUCCAGAAACAAUAAAUUAAAUUACAAUA
Molecule: messenger RNA, 1067 nt
Organism: Brassica oleracea var. oleracea
Lineage: Eukaryota; Viridiplantae; Streptophyta; Magnoliopsida; Brassicales; Brassicaceae
Product: pollen allergen Che a 1
Exons: 2
Coding region: 381-917 (178 amino acids)
Source: RefSeq, a predicted model, not a curated record